GAACAUAGAUGAUUAAACUUUAUAUUUGAGUCUUGACACUUGUUUAUCGAUUCUAAAAACGCAAUAAAACUUUUACACAAAGUGAAAAUUUAUCAGUAUCUUAUUGUCUUAUUAAUGCGAAGAUUAAAAAUUACUGGUGCGAAUUAAUUGUAAUUUUCAGCCAUGACAAACGCAUUGGCUGUUUGUCUCUCGUACUUAUUUUUUGUGGGUUUGUCAGCAGCUAGACAAAUUCCAAAAGAAUGUUCCAAAGGUCCUGAAUAUUGGUGUAAAAGUUUGAAGAUUGCGGCAGACUGUGGUGCAGUAGGUCACUGCAUAAGCACAGUGUGGGAACAUCAAAAUGUUGCCUUUGACAAAAAUGACGCUUCGGAGAAAAUUGUGCAUCUCUUCAGUGAAUUGAAAGAUGUCAAGGAUCUUAUUAAUGAGGAUUACCUAGCGACUCGCGUAAGCAGCGCUUGUCGCGACAUACCCAACUCCGCAGUGACUCGUCUCUGCAAGGACAACACAGCUGAUCUAGCGCAGUACAUCAACCAUGUACUACUGUCGGAUACUACGCCGGAAACUAUGUGCAGGAUUAUAUCUAUAUGCGGCAAUGAAAAGGUCGAGAAGUUUAUGCAAACGAAAAAGACUGCCAUCGAACCAAAAGGACAUAAACCCGUUUUGGUCGGAGCUUCAAAAUGUACAUGGGGACCGUCGUACUGGUGUAGCAAUUUCAGCACCGGUCGUGAAUGCAAAGCCACACACCACUGCGUGGAGCGAGUAUGGUCGCGUAUGACUCUGCCGCAAGAUGACGACGGCAUCUGCAAGAUUUGCAAGGACAUGGUGAAGCAGGCUAGAGACCAGCUGCUUAGUAAUGAGACUCAGGAGGAACUAAAAGAAGUGUUCGAAGGUGAAUGCAAGCUGAUCCCCAUCAAGAUAGUGACAAAGGAAUGUAUCAAGCUAGCGGACGACUUUGUGCCAGAAUUGGUUGAGACUCUCUCGUCACAAAUGAACCCGGACCAAGUGUGCAGUGUGGCUGGAUUGUGUAAUAACGCUAGGAUUGAUAAAUUGCUUGAGGAUUAUACUGCAACAAUGAAACUCCACGCGGGAUGCUCGAACUGUCGCAGAGCGGUCGGGAUCGUGAGAAAGCGAUUCGAUGCCACCAGCUAUGAAGAUUUCCUUGUUGGACUGUUACAGGUGUGCCGCAACACCGGCUCUCUAUCGGACUCGUGCUCGAUGCUCGUGUUCCAAUACUUCGAGAACAUUCUAGAAGCUGUUCGCAAGGACUUCACACCGCAUGGCGUGUGCCACGUGUCCGGGCAAUGUACACACAAGUUCCACUCGCACGAUCUGUACACAUUCACUGAUGAUGAUCUGACCGGAUUGAAGGCAUCUGACGAUGUUCCCUGCGAAUUCUGCGAGCAAGUGAUCAAGCACUUGCGUGACACGUUGGUCGCCAACACCACUGAACUCGAGUUCCACAAAAUACUUACAGGACUCUGCAAACGCACCGGCAACUUCAAAUCGGAAUGCCUCCAACUAGUAGAACAGUAUCACUCCACGGUAUAUUACUUCCUGGUAUCAGAGCUUAAAGAAGACAAGAUUUGCAGUUUCAUCGGUAUUUGUGGGAAAAACACAGAUGCGCCAGUGGCACCACUAUUGCCUAAGGAAUUGGCGGUUAAAGCUGUGACUAUGUCGUCUAAAUUGAUUGGACAAGAUGAAGCUAACAGCUACACUACACCUAAGGUGGCCCACGUCCCAGUACAACAAAAAGCUGUGAACGUAAAAGUAAUGCAACCAGACACGAAUAUGGAUUGGCAGUUACAACGCAUGUUCGUGUCUCUACCCGCAGACGAAGAGUCCAGCAACGCUCUAUGUUCCUUCUGCCAGUACUUCCUGCACUACCUGCAAGUGGAACUGAGCGACGACAACACUGAGGAAGCAAUAAAGAAAGCAGUGGAACAGUCGUGUGACGUGCUCCCGCAGUCUAUCAACUCUGAGUGCCGUCAGUUCGUCACCGAGUAUGGGCCAGCUGUUAUAGCGCUGCUCGUUCAAGAGAUCGAUCCGGCUAGCGUGUGUCCAGCAUUAGGCCUAUGUGCGUCUACAACUGAAGUGCAGCGAGUUGCAAUUAACUCUGACAAAUCCAACUGCCCAUUGUGUCUGUUUGCUGUUGAACAACUUGAAAUCAUGCUGAAGGACAACCGUAGCGAGGCCAGCAUUCGAAAAGCCCUCGACGGUCUAUGCAACCACCUUUCCGCCAAACUGCGUACAGAAUGCGUCGAUUUCGUAGACACAUACAGUAAUAAGCUAAUCGAGAUGCUGCUAGCUGAUCUCAACGCUCAAGAGAUUUGCGUAUACCUUAAGCUUUGCAAGGAUGACGUCACAACAGCUGAUCCCUUGGGUAUCACGAAAUCGGCAAUAGAUAAAUACCACGAUAAGCCGCAAUUGAGAGGAGACAGGAAUAACGUGAGGAAACCGAUGCUGCCUAAGUAUAUGUUGGAGGCAAGUGCUGGAGGAGAUAUUGAAACAAACGAAAUCCCGGACAGCACAGUGAACGGGCAUCAAAUUAAAGUAUCAGGCCCCAAAACUGCGUGCGUCAUCUGCGAGUUUGUGCUCAAGGAGAUCGACGAUCAGAUCAAGGAUAAACAUAAUGAUGACGAAAUAAAGCAAAUCGUUCGCGGUGUAUGCAAGCACAUGCCCAAAUCAGUGCGCUCCGAGUGCGACCAGUUCGUGUCCAAGUACGCAGACCUGGUCAUCAGUCUGCUGGCACAGGAGUUAGAUCCUGAUGAGGUUUGCAGGGAACUGAGGCUCUGCGACUCUGCUGAACUGUCUGCUGUGAGAGAGGAAAUUCUCGACUGCGCGGUGUGCGAGACAGUAGUGAUGGCGGUCAAGAAAGUGCUCUCCAAUGACAAAGUGGACCGCAAUAUUGUGCACAUUGUUGAGAAGUCCUGCAAUUUGCUGCCAGCCAAAUAUCAUGACAGGUGCCACACAAUGCUCGAAAUUUACGGUGAGAGUGUAAUCCGUCUGAUAGAGGACUACGGUUCAAAGGGCGUGUGUCGCAAGAUCGGCCUGUGUUCGGGAACCGACGCCGCAUACGUUAAUAUGUAUAAGGGGAAGAAUUAAGCAGAUAAGCCACACCAUCCAUUAUAGGUGGCAACAUUCGUAAUCUCUCGUUAUUUUUAAGCUACGGUCAUUUUUUACCAAAUAAUUUUAGAUCUUAUCAUUUCAUUUUUGUUGUAACCCUUCGACCUGUGACUUUAGUAUAGCUAGGGAUUAAAAUUGAUAUUAAAGUUUUUAAUUAUUUCGUCAUAUUUUUUUUUCAUAAUACUUUUUGUAACAGUAAUCGUACUGUACUUAGCUUUACGUUUUCACGAAGAAUUGUGUACUUUUUAUUUUGUAUCAGUGAAUAAUUUUUCUUUUCCUUUCUUUUUAUUAUUUCCCUUGAAAUUGUAACACGUUAGCCUGUGAUAGAAAAAUCUUUUGUAACUAUGUAUAAUAAAAGUUGGGUGAAAUA
Messenger RNA from Colias croceus (clouded yellow), 3490 nucleotides. RefSeq lists its product as uncharacterized. NCBI's taxonomy places the organism in Eukaryota, Metazoa, Arthropoda, Insecta, Lepidoptera, Pieridae. Gene Ontology annotation, cellular component: lysosome. Gene Ontology annotation, biological process: sphingolipid metabolic process. The transcript has 21 exons. The coding region runs from base 163 to 3099 and encodes 978 amino acids. The record is from RefSeq and is a predicted model, not a curated record.